CUGAAGCACAUCUGCCCUGGGGUUUUCAUUUACAUCAAUCAAUCAAUUCUUGUUUUAUUUAAGCAAGUGUGAAUUGGGUUCUUUGUCAUUUACAGCAGAUGCCCUGAGUAACCCAUGUUGGGAAGAGGGAGGCGGUACACCAGCCCAAGGGGUAGAUCCCACUGGAAUUAGUGAGAGAGGACAAUCAGGAGGACCCCGAAGAGGGAAGAAGUGUUGGGUGAGCUGGGGUGGACUGUGAGCCAGAUGGAAAUGUCUGGGAGGGAUGCUAAAGGGGACGAUGAAAAGAUUUUGUGUUGGGAGAUACAUGGUUCAUUGACUGGGAGGGGUUGUGUCAGUAGUCAGGGCAGGAAGGAGCUAAGGUCAGUGUGGACUCAUGGGAAUGAGGUAAGAAGGGCAGGUUGUCAGGGUUUGGAAGCAAACACUGACUGGACAUUGAGCCUUCAGGUGAGGAAGGCAUCCUAGGUGGCUGCAGGAAUGGUGAGACCACAGGGUAGAUGGGGUUGGGACCUGAGAAGAGGUAGAAUUUGGUUCAAGACGUGCUAAUUUGAGAUGGAAAGUUCUACGCAGAAAACCAAAGAGUAGGUAGAAAUAUGGGUAAAAUAUCUGGAUGUAGUGUAUGGAUUUGGGAGCCAUCGAUACAGGAGUGAAAUUAGAGGCUAAGUGAUUAGGUCCUCCAGAAAGUGUGCCUCAAAGGCAAAUAAUAAAUACUGAUGAGUGUCUAUUUUGCACAAGGCCAGUUGUGCAAGGGCACAUAGGAGUCACUGUGCUCCUCGAACUGAUACCAAAGACCUCUGACAACAGCAGUAGGUCAGAUCAUCUCCCUCAGAGAAAUCAUGUAGGAAUCACCGCCACCAAGUGGAACCUAACAUCUGAAAAAAAUGACUCACAAAUUCGGUCUUAAAUUAACUUCAACUCUCAGAUGCCUAACAGAGUUACAGGAAUCUGUCAAGUGCUCCGUGGCUCUUCAGUAACUCACUCCGAGGAAACCGCGGGGCCUGGAGGGGGCGGGGAGAGAGGAUUCGCAGACUGCGAACUCCCCAGGGCCAUUCCGCAGACCAUCCCAAAACGCAGCGACAGCAAGGUUUCCAGUUGACAUACCCAGCCGGAUGUGGUCGGCGCCGGAAGAGAAGCGUGGAGUAGGGUGAAGGAGGAUGAGGGGCACGGUGGCGAGAAUCCUGACACUUUGGGUCCACACGGCAGCAGAACUGAGCCUGCAAAUUAGCUGAAAUGUGAAUAACUGCAGGGAGUUCCCAGCCUCCUUCCUGCCUGUCCUACUGCCUGGGGUUUCUAGGAGGUUCUGGACUCGGUCAUUCGUCACACUUUAAGGACAUGUUCCCGAUUUGAGGUGAAACCAUGAAGAGAAGAUAGAACAAAUAAUAAUGCUUUUCCGCAAUCGCUUCUUGCUGCUGCUGGCCCUGGCUGCGCUGCUGGCCUUCUUGAGCCUCAGCCUGCAGUUCUUCCACCUGAUCCCAGUGUCAACGGCAAAGAAUGGCGUGAGUAGCAAGAGUCGAAAGAGAAUCAUGCCUGACCCCGUGACGGAGCCCCCCGGGAUGGACCCGCUCUACGAAGCUCUCUUAUACUGCAACAUUCCCAGCGUGGCAGAGCGCAGCCUGGAAGGUCACGCUCCGCAUCAUUUUAAGCUGGUCUCAGUGCAUGUGUUCAUUCGACACGGGGACAGGUACCCACUGUAUGUCAUUCCCAAAACAAAGCGACCAGAAAUUGACUGCACUCUGGUGGCUAACAGGAAACCAUAUCACCCUAAAUUGGAAGCUUUCGUUAGUCACAUGUCAAAAGGAUCCGGAGCCUCUUUCGAAAGCCCCUUACAUUUCCUGCCUCUUUACCCCAAUCACCCGCUAUGUGAGAUGGGAGAGCUCACGCAGACAGGAGUUGUGCAGCAUUUGCAGAAUGGCCAGCUGCUGAGGGACAUCUAUCUAAAGAAACACAAACUCCUACCAAAUGACUGGUCCGCAGACCAGCUUUACUUAGAGACCACUGGGAAAAGCCGGACACUACAAAGUGGGCUGGCCCUGCUUUACGGCUUUCUCCCAGAUUUUGACUGGAAGAAGAUUUAUUUCAGGCACCAGCCCAGUGCUCUGUUCUGCUCUGGAAACUGCUAUUGCCCAGUGAGAAACCAGUAUCUGGAAAAGGAGCAGCGUCGGCAGUACCUCUUACGUUUGAAAAACAGCCAGCUGGAGAGGGCCUACGGGGAGAUGGCCAAGAUCGUGGACAUCCCCACCAAGCAGCUGCGAGCCGCCAACCCCGUAGACUCCAUGCUUUGCCACUUCUGCCACAACGUCAGCUUCCCUUGCACCAGGAACGGCUGUAUCGGCAUGGAGCACUUCAAGGUGAUCAAGACGCAUCAGAUAGAGGAUGAGCGAGAGAGGCGGGAGAAGAAACUGUAUCUGGGCUACGCACUCCUGGGUGCCCACCCCAUCCUGAACCAGACCAUCAGCCGGAUGCAGCGUGCCGCCGAGGGCAGGAAAGAAGAGAUCUUUGCCCUCUAUUCUGCUCACGAUGUCACUCUGUCACCACUUCUCAGUGCCUUGGGCCUGACAGAAGCCAGGUUCCCAAGGUUUGCAGCCAGGUUGAUCUUUGAGCUCUGGCAAGACAGAGAAAAGCCCAGUGAGCAUUCUGUCCGGAUCCUUUACAACGGUGUCGAUGUCACAUUCCACACCUCUUUUUGCCAGGACCACCAUAAGCGUUCUCCCAAGCCCAUGUGCCCCCUCGAAAACUUAGUCCGCUUUGUCAAAAGGGACAUGUUUGUGGCCCUGGGUAGUAGUAGUACUAAUUAUUACGAUGCAUGUCACAGGGAAGGGUUCUGAAAGGUACACAGUACAGUACAUAUAGAAUCUAUGCCAAUAAAGAGAUGGGACAGGUACGCUUCUAGUUCUAUCCUUUGCUAAGGGUACAAGAUUAUUUAUUUCGAAAGGCUAGAAAUUGUGCUUGGGAGCCACACAGAUGGUUUGGGUUGAACAGUGAGUACGUUGCUAUAUUCAGGUACAUGAGUUACUUGAUACACAAUGGCUAGUUCACAGAGAAAGGAAGGUACUUUAUCAUAGCCAGACUUUGCUUACAAUGCCAGAAUAUUUUAAUACCUAGAGUUGCCAAUCCAAAUGUGUAUUCCUUUGAUCUGCCACGGUACCGUAUGAUGGAAUUAGCAAAUCUCAGCCAAAUUUUUUUUAAUCUGGGACCGUCUUACCUUAUCCUUAUUCCCCGAAAAAUUUCCUGUAGUAGUUUAUCUAAAAUAGGGCUUGGCAAACUUUUUCUGUAAAGGGCCAGAUAGUAAAUGUUGUGGACUUUGCGGACCAAAAGGCCACACACAGCCUCUGUCACAGCUAUUCAGUUCUGCUCUUGUCACGUGAAAGCAACCACAGACAAUACAUAAUAGAAUGAGUGUGGCUGUGCGCACAGGCUGCACAAAGCAGUGGGUCACAUUUGGCCCCCAGACUGUAGUGUGCUGACCCCCGAUUUAAAACACAGGCUUGACUACAAUCGCACUUUUAGCACUUUGAGAACCUGUUGAAUACCAAGAAUUAUUCAGUGGUGCCUCCAGUAACUUCUGCUAGAAACACAGAGUUUAGUCUGUAUCUGACAUUAUAACAAAACAAAGGGAAAUAAACAUUGACUGAGAAUGAAUCACAGAAAGAUUAUUAGAAUAAUACUUGAUGUUUAUGAUGAUUGUGGUAUAAGAUAGUUUUAAGUAUGUUUUAAAUAUUUGUUUGCUGUAGUCUAUUUGCUGUAUAUUCUGAAACUUUUGUAUUCCAUUUAGUAUUUUUAUAGUCUAGGAAAAUAUUUUCUGAGACCAGUUUUAGAUGUGCUCUUACUCCUAUGUAAUAUUCAAUUUACUAUACCUGGAUGGUGUUUAGAAGGGAGCCAGAAGCUGAAUUCAGGCACUUUCUUCCAAUAAAAGUAAUUAUGGCUCAUUUCCUUUGAUAAGCCAUAGAAUUGGAUCAAUUUUUAAACCAUUUUUGUCCAUUUCAAAAGGUAAAUUCUAAUUGAUUUUUAAAUAAGUUUUUGGAAUAACUUUGUUACUAGAUAGUUACAUAAUCUUUAUAAGGUAUUUUAUAUAUUAGAAGCAAUUAUAGUGAAAUCUGUGGUUCCUGAACUAAUGGUGCUAGUUCUGUGCGAAGAAAUGUCACGUGGAAGCGAGAUUCUCCAGUGUCAUUGGUAUUCUGAUCUUUUCUCUUUGUUUUUGUCCAGUGUUACAUUUAAAUAUGUCUGUUUCUAUUAAUAAAUUUUGAAGAAUACUAGUAUAGACCACUAACAGUUUAUGUCACUCUAGUUCUUUUCAAGUGAGUGCCAAUAUUUUUUACAUUUGUCCUUUUUUUGUAUAAAUAAAAACGUUUUAAAUUAGAAAA
Messenger RNA from Pteropus alecto (black flying fox), 4358 nucleotides. RefSeq names its product 2-phosphoxylose phosphatase 1 (gene PXYLP1). Gene Ontology annotation, cellular component: Golgi apparatus. Bases 1380 to 2822 code for a protein of 480 amino acids. The transcript is spliced from 7 exons. Gene Ontology annotation, biological process: chondroitin sulfate proteoglycan biosynthetic process; dephosphorylation; glycosaminoglycan biosynthetic process. Lineage: Eukaryota; Metazoa; Chordata; Mammalia; Chiroptera; Pteropodidae. Gene Ontology annotation, molecular function: phosphatase activity. The record is from RefSeq and is a predicted model, not a curated record.